Messenger RNA from Colletotrichum siamense, 2430 nucleotides. It is a transcript of the gene acoC-0, whose product is annotated as putative aconitate hydratase. The transcript is spliced from 7 exons. Gene Ontology annotation, molecular function: hydro-lyase activity. The record is from RefSeq and is a predicted model, not a curated record. The coding region runs from base 1 to 2430 and encodes 809 amino acids. Lineage: Eukaryota; Fungi; Ascomycota; Sordariomycetes; Glomerellales; Glomerellaceae.
AUGGCCGCGAAUAGCUUCCAAACGCGGGUCCUAGAAAUACUGAAAGCAACCAGAAAUGUUGGCAUCAAUGCUGGCUGGGCUCCAGCAGACCAGGGUAUCAAUGCUCUCUCAACUCUAUCGUCGCUCUCAAAGAAGCUGCUUGAAGAUGGAAAUCCUAAAGAAGCAGGCGCAAUCCAAGAGGUUCUCACUAUCGCCACGGGAUCUCCUGACUACGGAGGCAUGGGACUUUCAACGGACAUGAACUUAUCAGAAAAAGACAUAGAUGAGGUGGUACUUUUGGCAUCCGCAUGGCUUGAGUCUCUCAACUCAGCCGAAAGGUGCGGUGGACCAAUCGUGCCCUUGGUCAAUAGGCCCGCUGGCCGCCGUCCUAUGAACGUCACGGAGAAGAUAUUCGCCUUGCACGAUGUAAAUCUUCCAGGAUGGGUACGCACUGGGGACACCAUCAGGAUUUCCGUUGACUGGGUCAUGGCCAGUGAAGCAACUUGGCACGGCAUGCUUCAAGCGUACAACAAGCUUGGAGAUCCUGGUAUUUUCUCGAACUCCAGGUUUUGGCUUGCAGGCGAUCAUGUUGUUGAUCCCAGGAUUAUGGACACACCGCUUGUCCAGAAGCUUGUUGGCCAGAUGGACUUUGCAAGAAAGAGGUUCAAAAUGACCGAGUUCCAAGGCCACAACUACACCAUCAUGCAUACAGAGUUCUACCGCGAGCGUGCACAGCCUGGACAGAUAAUCAUCGGUUCUGAUUCUCAUACCUGUAGUGCGGGCGCUGAUGGAUGUCUUGCUAUUGGCCUAGGCGCCACCGAAGUCACGAUGGCGCUCGUCACUGGCGAGAUCUGGUUCAAGGUUCCAGAGGUUGUUGAAAUUCGCCUGAUCGGCAAACCACGACGAGGUGUAGGCGGGAAGGACAUUAUCCUAUAUAUACUGCAACAACUCAAGCGCAACACCGUUGCGGCGGACAGAGUUGUAGAGUACACUGGGCCAGGAUGUCGAUGGCUGAGCCCCGACGCCCGCUUCGCUGUUGCUAACAUGACAACUGAAUUUGGUGGCAUCACAGGCAUCUUCCAUGCGGAUGAAGUAACCAAGCAGUUCAUCGAUUCUCGAAAGACGGCUCAUCACAAGACCGCUUCUUACUACUUCAAGCCGGACGAAGGUUGUUCAUACGCUGAGUCUCACAUCAUUGACAUAUCUCUGGCGCAGCCAUUCGUGGCUCGAUAUCCUAGUCCCGAUGAUGUUGUGCCCGUGUCAGAGGUUGCAGGCACACAUCUCGAUGGCGUAUUUAUCGGCGCAUGCACAACGGCGGAGGAAGAUCUCAUAAUGGGAGCAUUGGUUCUGCAAGCUGGUCUCGAGGCAGGAAAGCAGCCCGUUGCGGGAGGAAACCGCCGAGUGGUACCGGGAAGCCGUCCUAUCGCGGACUACUUGCGAAAGUCCGGACUCGCAGAGAUCUAUGAACGUGCUGGCUUCACCAUCGGUGUUCCAGGAUGCAGCUAUUGCGUGGGUAUGGGUGCGGAUAUGGCCCAGCCAGGUGAGGUCUGGUUGAGCAGCCAAAACCGCAACUUUGAAAACCGAAUGGGGAAGGGGGCUAUUGGAAGUUUGGCUUCCGCCGCAACGGUCGCUGCGUCGUCCUUUGACAUGGUCGUGACAUCGCCGCAGGAGCUCAUCGAUCUUGUUCCAGAUGAGCGAUGGAACAGCAUCAAAGGCAAAGGCUCACUUCCCGAGGGACCUCUCACCCAACCGCUCUGGGUCGAGCCACCUGGACAAGAUGCCGAGAACCAAGAGGGCGCAGAAGAUGAGCAGGAAUUCAAACUGACUGACGCCAGAGCGGGAGACAAUGGGGCAACAGGAUCUGGCACUAUUAAGAGCAAAGUCUUUCGAUUGGGAGACUUUAUUGACACUGAUGCGCUUGCCCCGGCCCAAUAUCUCCUUACAUCAAAGAAUAACGAAGAGUUAGGAAGCCACUGUCUUGAGCACACCACCCCAGAGUUCCGACAGAAGGUCAAAGAAGGUUACGAGGUGGUCGUCGCCGGCAAGGCGUUUGGGUGCGGAUCUAGCCGCCAGGAGUCUGUUCAAUCACUGCUAGGUGCUGGGGUGAAGUGUGUUAUAGCCCAGAGUUUUGCCUUCAUCUACAGCAGGAAUCAGCCAUCUUUGGGACUAUGGGGGUUCAUCAUCAAUGAUGCUCAAUUUUACGAGAAGGCAAACAUGGGAGCGGACAUCGAGAUUGAUCUUGACCGCAAUGUUGUGACCGUUGAUGGGAUGUCUUUCGAUUUCCAGCUUUCUGAGCUAGAGAAAAAGCUGACCAAGAUGGGCGGUAUGACAAAUGCAUUCAACCAAUUUGGACAGCGAAUCUACGACGUCUUGACUGGGCGAAGCUCUAAGAAUGGCAGUGUUCUCAAGGAACCUAAGGUUAAGGCCCCACAGGACGCUAUGGCUUGGUAA